Alosa alosa (allis shad) is the source of this 1102-nucleotide messenger RNA. RefSeq names its product type-4 ice-structuring protein LS-12-like. Gene Ontology annotation, cellular component: extracellular region. The record is from RefSeq and is a predicted model, not a curated record. The transcript has 4 exons. Gene Ontology annotation, molecular function: lipid binding. Gene Ontology annotation, biological process: lipoprotein metabolic process; lipid transport. Bases 524 to 943 code for a protein of 139 amino acids. Lineage: Eukaryota; Metazoa; Chordata; Actinopteri; Clupeiformes; Clupeidae.
UCAGUUUUCAAGUUAAAUGUCACUGUGACCCACCAGGAAUAUUUCUGACUUUAAAUUUGUUUUGCACAUAGUGUGUGUCAGAGAGAGAGAUGAUUCUACAUUCUCCAUUGCGGGGGUCAGAGGUCAUGCUGGGCACCUCUGGGUCUUCUGAGAGUCUCCAAAUAUAAGACAGAGGCCGUGGCAUGCAGAUGGCACAGAAUCAAUCUGUGGUUGUCCCUGUCUUCUGCCCUCCUACCUUGUCCAGCCAACAAUCUACAUUUGAUGGCUGAAAAGAACUUCCUUUAGUCUAUUUAGCAAUCUUGCAGUAAAUCUGGCCUGUGUAACAAUGUUAUGCUAAUCAGUGUAUUUCUUCUUAAUCAAUCAGAUUUCAUCAAGUGCACAAUCUAAUCCUAAUCUUGUCACAUCUGGUUUGAACCCCAUUCUUUGAGGCAAUAUAAAAAGCUCUCCGCUGCAAGAAGAGGACACAACAAGCUGGUAGAACCUCUGGAGUAAAGAGAUCAGCUGUCCUCAUCAUCCUGCAACAAUGAAGUUCACUCUAGCUAUCGCCCUCCUGAUGCUGGUUAUUUCUCACGGCACUGAGUCUGCAUCUUUGGUGAAGCGUGAUGUGCCCGCAGAGAUUGAGAAGAUCACCAAGUACCUCCAGGAGCUGAGCAGCAUGCUCACCACCACCACCGCUGAACUGGUGGAGAAGAUUAAGGCCGCUGACCUGACCAGCCAGGCUGAGGCUUACCUUCAGGAGGGCAAGGCUCAGGUGCAGCCACUGCUGGAGAAGGUCCAAGCACAGCUGAAGCCCCUGACAGCCAACAUUGAUGAGAAGCUCAAGCCCCUGUCCGGACCCAUCCUGUCCCAGAUCCAGCCUCUCGCUGCCUCCGUCGAGGCCCAGGUGGAGGAUCUCCUCAGGAAGGUGAUGGACCACACCAAGGCCCUGCUCCCUCCUCAGUAAAUCAACAGGCCCCUGCUGACUCCAAAUGUGUAUUAUCUUGAAGACAAAAACUUUUGUUGUUGCAUCAUGUCAUGUAUCACUGCUAUGCUGCUCUGCUGAGCCCCUCUCAGCCUUGGAAUGAGUUUACUGAUUAUUUAUCUGAAUCAUUAAAACGCUUCA